UGGUACGUUACCAACCCUUGACUUUUUAAAUCAGAACUUUCCAAACUUAAUCAAAAAUGACACCAAGUGUAUGCUCUGUAACUCAGCAGAAGAGAGUAACGAUCAUAUUUGGAAAUGUCCAACCCUAUUACCACAUAUUCGUUCAACUUUCAGACUUCUAGCUGAUCAAGCUCAGACGUUCCUUCAAAAAUAUGCAGAUAAAUUGAAUCUAUGUAUUACUGAUUCUAUCAAAUAUUCCAACACUUUUUGUUGGUCCUUUUACAACGACGCACCAAUCACGGAUAAUGCAACCUUACUUUUACGUUCUUAUGUAUCAGAAGAUCUAUUCCGUACAUUUAGAACCCACUUUCUUACACAAGGAGCGACGAUUAAGGCCAUACUUAAAUUUAUGGAAACAGCGAGAUGCCUAAUUAAACGUAAUAUUUGGAAAGUUCGAUCCGCCACGUGGAAAGAUAAAAAACGUAGGUUACAGAUAACGAAAAAGAGUUUUAAAAAUUAUCAACGUGAUCCUCGUAUGAAGACUACCAGAGCGCCCAGACGUCAUAAUAUUGGCUAUAUUUGCCCUCAAACAGUAUCGUUAUAUAAUAAUUAUAACCGUUCUGAUCUCAUUUUUAUUAUAUUAGCAUCUUCAA
Molecule: messenger RNA, 632 nt
Organism: Rhizophagus irregularis DAOM 181602=DAOM 197198
Lineage: Eukaryota; Fungi; Glomeromycota; Glomeromycetes; Glomerales; Glomeraceae
Source: RefSeq, a predicted model, not a curated record